Molecule: messenger RNA, 960 nt
Organism: Trematosphaeria pertusa
Lineage: Eukaryota; Fungi; Ascomycota; Dothideomycetes; Pleosporales; Trematosphaeriaceae
Exons: 2
Coding region: 464-751 (95 amino acids)
Cellular component (GO): mitochondrial inner membrane peptidase complex
Source: RefSeq, a predicted model, not a curated record
UUCUUUCCUCUGCACCGUCGUGGCUGGUGGAUGCUGAGGCUGAGGCAGCGGUGCUUGAGCGGGUCGCGCGUUUGGAUCCCAGAGCUCAUCGUCCGCUGCAGUCCUUGGUGGUUCCGGGUGAGGCUGGUUCUUCUGCUGUUGCGGCGGCGGUGGAGGGAGUAAAGCGUCCAAUUCCGGGAUCCCGAAAACUUCUCUUUCCUUCUGAGGCAGUGCGAGCUCUCGUAGCGAGCGGAGAAGCUGCGAUUCCGUCAACUUUCAUUGUUCACGUAAACUUGGGCAUUCGCAUAGACGGACGAACAUCGCUCAACCCCUCAACCUCAACUUCCUUCAACAACCUCUCACCCAAUCGCUUCGCACCACCACCACCACUUGCAUCCGUCAUCUUUCUCUCUCUCCCAAUCUAUCGGCUCAGCUCCUGUUUCCUCAUCGAGAUAUUCCCCGCUCAGCUCGCACUUGCUUUGCGAUGGCGCCACCAAUACCCCAAGUCCCGCUCUCCGCCCUGCAGCACGAGAUAAACACGCUGCCCUCGGGCAAACCGCGGCGCCCGCCCGUCAACCUAGCCGACUGCGCCUUGAAAGAGAUGGUGCAGUAUAAAUGCAAUUCGGAGCGGCCGAAGCAGAAGGGCCUUAGGCCGAUUAUUGUUUGUGAGCCCGUGGUGCGGUUGUUUAGGGAGUGUGCGAAUGGGCUGCACGUUGAGACUACGGCUUGGGAGGACUGGAGAGCGGGGCAGGAGGGGAAGGAGAAGGCGUAAGAGUCACGAGAGAGGUGUACGAUAUGAAACCGCAUCACAUCAAGAUUUCUUUCGUCUAGAUAGAUGCGAAUUGGUUAAUUCAAGCUCGAGGCGAGGCAAUAGCAAUGCCUGGCGUCGUGGUAGUAAGACAACUACAGAGCAGGGCCAGUUUGUGAACGCCUCCGAAAUGCUCACUAGUCCUGGCCAAAAUGCAUGUGUACCCAAGAACG